Molecule: messenger RNA, 1969 nt
Organism: Penicillium samsonianum
Lineage: Eukaryota; Fungi; Ascomycota; Eurotiomycetes; Eurotiales; Aspergillaceae
Product: CNOT2/3/5 family protein
Exons: 3
Coding region: 1-1794 (597 amino acids)
Biological process (GO): regulation of DNA-templated transcription; nuclear-transcribed mRNA poly(A) tail shortening
Cellular component (GO): nucleus; CCR4-NOT core complex; P-body
Source: RefSeq, a predicted model, not a curated record
AUGGCAGCCCGAAAAACGCAACAGGAAAUUGAGAAAACCUUCAAGAAGGUCUCCGAAGGGAUACAAACGUUCGAAGGCAUUUACGAGAAGAUCCGCCAGGCUACAAAUCCCACACAACGGGACAAGCUCGAAGACCACCUUAAGCGCGAGAUCAAGAAGCUCCAAAGGUUCCGUGAUCAGAUCAAAUCAUGGGCAGCCGGGAAUGAGGUCAAGGAUAAAGCUCCACUCAUGGAGCAGCGAAAGGCCAUUGAAGUGUGCAUGGAACAAUUCAAAGCCGUCGAGAAGGAGAUGAAGACGAAAGCAUAUUCAAAGGAAGGUCUAUCGGCAGCUUCGCGACUUGACCCAAAGGAGAAGGAGAGAGUCGAGUGUUGCGAGUUCCUCUCCACGAUGGUUGACGACCUUCAGCUGAAGAUCGAGGCCCUAGAGGCAGAGGAGGAAACCCUUCAUGCGCAAAUGAAGAAAGGCAAGAAGGAUACGAAGAAAGCGGAUCGAAUGGCCGAUAUCUCCCACGUUACGGAACGACAUAAAUGGCAUGUAAACAAGUUGGAGUUUCUCAAUCGUUCUUUACAGAACGGCAACUUGGACGUGGGUGCGGUACAAGAUCUCAAGGAAAGUAUCAAAUAUUACGUCGAAGAAGGAGGUAAUCUUGACUACUCCGGCGAGGAUGAAACACUCUACGAUGAUCUAAAUAUCGGCGAGGAGAUCGAGGCACAAUUCGGCAUGGGCGGCGAAGGUGAUCGUGUAUCAUCACAAGACGCUCAAUCAGUCCAAGAUGAAGAGCCAGAACCGAAACCAAAGGUCAAGCAAGAAGCGCCAGUAGCCCGAAGACCAUCAACACAGAUGAAAUCGCCGCUGCCUGUUCUUGCUACCCUCCUCCCGUCAGCUUCAUCAAGUGCCACUCCGGGCAUGAAGCCCGCUCCCCUCCCGACCCGUCCCCCUGGUGAAACCCUCAAGUAUGCCUCCGCCGCUGCCGCUGCCGCAGCAAGUGACAAAAGUGGUGUCGGCAUUCUUCCUCUUCCGCCUCCACCAGGGUUCAGCCCGGCUCUCUCCGUCGCAUUGCCUAUACCCAAGUCUUCUACCGCUUCGCCUAUUGUGACGUCAGCACAGCCUGUUACCAAGUCAAUAAUUCCACCUACUGUAUCAGCCGUUACAGAAGCGCUUGCUGGGACCGUGCGACCGAAGGUCCCUGUGAGUGCAGGUGUCUCAUCGCCCGCGCCCGCAAAGGUGGAGACAUCAACAAAUGGCAAACUAGAGACAGAAGGAACUGAAAGUGAUGAAUCGGUAUACCACCUGCCCCCGGGUCUCCAGGACCUGCUCCAAUCAUUUGAGGUAACGAAGUCGCGUGCGUCGGCCAAUCCAUCGCCAUCUGUUCAGCGCCUUCUCGCUACCUCAUUGACGACAUGUCCAGAGGCUGGCGAUGCUGAAAAGCCACGUCACUACAAGCCGCAGAACCCCUACAGCACUGCGCUCUAUUAUCCACAGGAACCCCUCUCAAUAUUUGAUGACCCUCGGUUGUACGAUACUGGGAGAAUCGACACGGACACUCUCUUCUACCUUUUCUACUACCGCCAAGGGACGUACCAACAGUACCUCGCAGCGAAGGCGCUCCGAAACCAGAGUUGGCGCUUCCAUAAGCAGUAUCAAACCUGGUUCCAGCGUCACGAGGAGCCAAAGAACAUUACCGAGGAGUUCGAACAAGGCACCUAUCGCUUCUUCGACUACGAAAGCACAUGGAUGAAUCGGCGCAAGGCUGAUUUCAAGUUUGUGUACAAAUACCUCGAGGACGAGUUAUGAGACGUCUUUUGUUUUUUUUUGUUUUUUUUCACCCAUGAGCAACCCACCCGGGUCUCCAAGCGCAGAUGAUUGAUUUUCACCCUGGAUUUGUUCACAAUAUCUGUGGCUCCACACUAUGAUUCGAUAGACUGGAUGUUUGAGGCUAUGGCGGGAACUUUGAAAUCCGUUGGGGGUC